AUGGAACCUCAAGAGUUCGUUCUCAAUUAUCCCCAUUUUUUCAAGCCCAUCCCGCUAAUUUUGACAGAAUAUGUCGUUAUUUUGCGAGAAACGCACAUAGCAAAUGGAGAGAAACCCUCUCGUACCCAGGGAAAACCUUCAUGGCCGUCCGGCAGCUUGUCUAACUCGGAGAGAGAGUUUCGAUCUUGGAAGCAUAGUAUUCCCCUCAACAGCGAAACCGUAUUGUCUAGCGGCAAGCUUGCUUUGGUAUUUCAAAAAGCGCAUCAACUUAUUGAGAUUGAUGUUAGUGUUCGUCAAGCAGUCAUUCAGAAGCUCUCUGAGGACGGUGGUCUUGGUUGUAUCAAGAUGCUGGUCGAACAGAACUUUGAACAACUUCCUACAAGCACGAAGGAACACUUAUUCCAAACUCUAUUUCUUCCCCUCCUGAAAACUAUCUCCCAUCCCGACGUGUUACAAUCGUUGAUACUCGAACGGCCGGUCGGAACCAUUUACAAUUUUUUGUUUGGAGUAGGAGGAAUCAGAGCCUCAAAGCUUCUGACCUUCUGUUCCGAAGUUCUCAUGCAUUGUACAAAAGAUGAGUCUACCUUGGAGUGGUUAGAUGCUUCUGUUUUGGUGUUCUCGCGAAUUGUGGAUCUCAAUUCCACAGCCCUUGUUCAGGUAUCUCUCAAGAAUUGUGCGAGUCAGUUCCAAUUGAUAUUCACCACUUGGGUCACCGAUCAUCCUGAGCAUCCUUUGAACGAGUCACGAGUGCAUUUAGAGCGCUUACUCCGCCGCUUUGAGGUGGGUGUCUCACUGCCAAACAUGGCUCAAAACAAUGUAUCUCAAGGGCCAAAAGUGCGAGGCUCUUUCGUCAUUGCAUACGACCCCCCCGGUGGCCGCCAUGACAAUGACCACACAGACAUCUGCCAGAUUCGCAUUAUGCCAACCUUUCAAGAGAUUUCCAGUCGCCGUCACGAGUAUCUUCCACCGUUCGACCCAACACAAUGGCAUGUCAAUGGCUUUCACGGACUUCUGGAUCGCAACUUCCGUUUGCUGCGCGAAGAUACCGUCGGCCUGCUCCGAGAUGCUAUCCACUCCGAGAUUCAGCCAUCACGAAGCGUCCUGAAUCACAAAAGCCAACAACGUACUAAUGUAUAUCAGAGUGGUAGGAUCGUGCAGCUCGGUUUUCAUUGGAAGGAUGGAUUUCAGUUCAAGCUGGGCUUUUCUCAGCCGACUCAUGUCGGUAAAAUGACGGCCCCGAGACGCGAGGAAUGGUGGAACAUGUCCAAACGUCUGCAAUCUGGGGCUUUGGUCUGCCUCAUCUUGCAGAGAAACUCUGUGGUUUUCUGUACUGUCAUCAACCCGCAAGCUACGGCGCAUAAGCGACAAGGACAGAAUGAUAACAAAUCUCAGCACAAGGAUUCGGAUUUUUUAUGGAAAGAUUCUCAAGAAGCCGCCGUCUUUCUGCAAUUGACCAGCUUGAACGACAGAAGUAUUGAAAUGGUUCUGAACAACUACACCACAAAAGACUCGCACAUCGCUCUUGUGGAAUUUCCAGGUGUUCUUCUACCAGCGUUUGAACCAACACUGAAAGCACUUCAGUUGAUGAAAAGAAUUGAUAAUCUUCCGUUUUCUGAACUGCUGAUCCCCAACAGCACUCAUGCCGGAUCUCCAACCUAUGCCGCCCCUCUCUACGCAGCCGAACCUGGGUUUCAGUUCAAUCUGCGAUGCCUGAUGAAUGAUAACAGUGACUUUUUCGUUCGUGUCGGCCAUCCUACCGAUUUGCAAAAGCUGCGUCAGAAUUCGAGUUUGGAUGGUGCACAAGCAUCUGCCCUUAUCCACACGCUGCAACGAAAGAUCGGUCUGAUUCAGGGUCCACCUGGAACCGGCAAAAGCUACACAGGCGUUGCUCUCAUCAAGGUUCUAUUGGCCAACAAGGGACGUGGAAAGAAAAGCCUAGGUCCAAUUAUUUGCGUUACCUAUACAAACCAUGCGCUCGAUCAGUUGUUGGAGUCUCUUUUGCAAAAGGAUGUCACAAAACAGAUCGUUCGCAUGGGGGGACAGUCGAAGUCCGAAAGCCUGAAACCCUACAAUCUCCACGAGCUUGCCAGGAACUUCAGUAAAACAAAGAUGGAAAAGGGCAGUCUGUGGAUUUGUCAUAAUUCCUUAGAGAGAUGCGAGAAGGAGUUCGACCAAAUUGGUCUUCGAGAUGAUAUCUCGCCGACGCGUGUGAUGACCCAUUUACGCGACAGCUACCCUGCACAUUACAAUCAGCUGUUCGGAAUUGACGAAGAUGGUUUCCAGCAUGCACAUAAAGAUAAUCCUGGAAAAGCGUUCGAUCAAUGGCGGAAGUCAGGUGGGAAAGCCUCCACGGGGCACAUUCGACGUGUCGCACAGCUUGAAUCGGUCUCUCUCUGGCAAAUGUCACAGCCUGAGCGAGAGAGUCUCUACAAACAUUGGCAGGCACAAAUUCAAGACGAGAUGCAUCAGGAGUUGAUCAACAUAUGCAUUUCUCAUAAAGACACUAGACGUGAGUUCGACAAUAUCCUGAGCGAAGUAGAUCUGCGUUGCCUCAGUCAAGCCGAUGUCAUUGGUGUCACGACGACUGGAUUAGCCAGAAAUCUCAAUAUGCUUCGAAGAUUAAAAUCAAAAGUUGUACUAUGUGAAGAAGCAGGUGAGGUACUCGAGCCGCAUCUUCUUACUGCUUUACUCCCAUCAGUCGAGCAUGCCAUCCUUAUUGGCGACCAUUAUCAGCUCCGUCCGCAGGUUCAGAAUUAUGAGCUCUCUCGCGAGAAUAAGAAUGGUGGAGAGAAAUACUCAUUGGAUGUAUCGCUUUUUGAACGUCUUGUUGAAAUAGACAGUGCCAUGGGCUGCGGUCUGCCUUACAGUACGUUGCAGACCCAACGACGGAUGCAUCCGUCAAUUGCUCAGCUUGUGCGUGAGACAUUGUACCCGCAGCUUCAGGAUGCUCCCUCGGUAUCUGACUAUCCUCAAGUCAGGGGAAUUCGGAAGAUAUUGUUUUGGUUGGAUCACCGCGAACUAGAGGGCAACCUAUCAAAUGCGGAGGCAUCAGCGACGUCGCGAUGGAACGAUUACGAAGUUGAAAUGACUACUGCCCUAGUCAACCACCUGGUUUGCCAGGGACAGUAUGGCAGUGGCGAAAUAGCCGUCUUGACACCCUACCUGGGUCAGCUGCAAAAAUUGAGGCGGAGACUGGGCAGGUCAUUUGCAAUCACUUUAGGAGAUCGGGACCAAGAUGAUCUCGACAAGGCUGGUCUCCAAGAAGAUGAGGAGCUGGCCCCAACUCCCAUCGCAGUAAAAGGAACACUUCUUCAAAGCCUGCGGGUAGCCACAAUCGAUAACUUCCAGGGAGAGGAGGCGAGUGUGGUGGUAAUUUCACUGGUGCGCAGUAAUCCGCAAAACAAAUGUGGUUUCCUCCGUACUUCCAACCGAAUCAACGUUCUUCUUUCUCGAGCAAAGCAUGGCAUGUACAUAAUCGGAAACUCGAUAACCGCAAUGCAUGUCCUGAUGUGGGCUGAUGUCAUCAAUAUCUUCCAGCGCAACGAGAAUAUUGGCACAAGCUUGGAGUUGCAAUGCCCACGCCAUCCUGAAACUCUAAUCACUGUAUCAAAACCGGAUGAUUUUCCAUGGGUCUCACCAGAAGGUGGAUGUGAUCUGCGUUGCAUUAAACGCAGCUUAGUUGUGGUCAUUUGGCGCAAAGGCUUCCCUGCUGGCAGAGCCAGGAUUUGUCGGCCGUACGUUGCUCUGUGCUUGUCGAGAAGACGGUUCCAAGUUGCAACCACAAAGUUCGAGUUGCAUGUCACGUUGAUGUCAGUUUGCUUCAAUACAGGUGUACUAUGCAAUGCGGGAGUGUAUUGGCAUGCGGCCAUUCGUGCAAAAACCAAUGUUUCAAGUGCUUCACAAGAACUGAGUCAGGGGAUGUCAGCACGGAUCAUGGAGUUUGUCGAUAGAAAUGUGGCCAAAAUCAGAAUACGUGCGCUCACAGAUGCGACACCCCUUGCCAUGGUGAACAGCAAUGCCCACCAUGCCAGUCACCCUGCGAAGUUGACUGCGGACAUUCCAAAUGCGCGCGAAAGUGUUCGGAGCCGUGCACACCCUGCGCCGAAGAGAAAUGUCUUUCUUCAUGUCCGCACAUUGCUGGCAUGUGGACAUCAAUGCCCAUCAGUUUGCGGAGAGAUUUGCCCGCCUGAAAAAUAUUGUCAAAUCUGCGGCAGUGAAGAGAUCAAGGAUUACCCUGUCGACUUCAUUUUAGGAGAAUCAUACAAAGACAUCGACCUUGACGAUAACCCGUGUAUAUUCCCCAAAUGUGGGCAUUUCCUCACGACAGAAACCUUGGACGGACUGAUGGAUAUCGGCAAGUACUACGUGCUUGACGAACGUAGGAAACCGAGUAAAAUUUCCACUUCGUCAGAGCCGUUCUCCAUCAGCGAUAUCAAAACCUGUGCUACUUGUCGUGGACCGCUGAGGAAUAUUGCCAGAUACGGACGCUUGGUACGUCGGGCUAUUUUGGAUGAGUCUACGAAAAAACUGAUCUUAUAUCUGAACCGCGAGUACGUUCCUCUCGCGCAGGAGCUUCCGCAGCGGAAACAACAGUUGCAGGAUACCAAAAACGAAAGGUCCACUUCCUGGCCUAAAACCAUUAGAAUCAGAGAUGAACGAAAUGCACUAGUUCGGCACAUGCGACUUAUCAUCUCUCCCCAAAAAAACGGGAGGUGGAAAGAGAUUCUGGACCUGCGGCAGCGCAUCUCCACGUACCAGAAACGAGUCUCCCCAGAGGAGCAACCGUUCAUCAGAGUUCAUCAACUAGCCACAAAUGCACGCCGCUGGCAGAAUACUAUUAAUACUUCUGAUGAUUUUGGAGAUGUCAGUGAGGUCCUGCAAACUAAGGGUUUCCUCCAAGGAACGGCAUUGAGCCUUCGACUGGAUAUUGAAUUGCUAGCGGACUUUCUGGAGAUGCGUCGUAAUGCUCUUAAAGCUGGUGAAAUCAAAGUUGAUAUGGAUCUGUCAGCUAUGAGAACCGAAUGUGAAACAUUGAUCAAGAGUGCUUCUGAGUCAAAGCGUCCUCUCUAUAAGGCGGAGGGCUACAUAUUCCUUGCUCAACUCCACGCCUUUGAGCGAUCACACAGUUCAUCGCCCGAGAUGGCAGAACGACAUUUAAUAGAAGGGAAAGAAGCGAUCAAUGAAGCCAAGACACUUUGCAACGAAAAUCCUGGUCAAACCCAGGGUCUAGCAACCGAUAUUGAAGGCGCAGAGAAGAUGCUUCGCGGCACGACUUUUUACACAGCAGUAACCAAUGAAGAGCGCAUGGCUGUUAUCGCGGCCAUGGCUCGCGAGUUUAGUGGUACGGGCCAUUGGUAUUAUUGUCGCAAUGGGCAUCCGUUCACCAUUGGGGAAUGCGGUAUGGCGAUGCAGAGGGCUGUGUGUCCUGAAUGCGGAGAGCCAGUUGGAGGGCAGAAUCAUCAAGCUGUAGAGGGGGUCACACAUGCUAGAGAUCUGGAAGUUACGUUUGCGCAGAUGGGUUUGCAUUGA
This is a messenger RNA of Talaromyces stipitatus ATCC 10500, 5529 nucleotides long. RefSeq names its product nonsense-mediated mRNA decay protein, putative. The transcript has 4 exons. The record is from RefSeq and is a predicted model, not a curated record. Gene Ontology annotation, cellular component: nuclear RNA-directed RNA polymerase complex. Gene Ontology annotation, molecular function: helicase activity. Bases 1 to 5529 code for a protein of 1842 amino acids. NCBI's taxonomy places the organism in Eukaryota, Fungi, Ascomycota, Eurotiomycetes, Eurotiales, Trichocomaceae. Gene Ontology annotation, biological process: regulatory ncRNA-mediated heterochromatin formation.